AUGAAGGUUAGUCUAGAAAGUAGUUCGCACUAUGAUUCGGAUGUGUUCGGGACAGAUUUGAUCGCGUACUGCCAUUUCGGCUCACGCUGUCGAAUGCAAAUAUUGAUACACAUUCCACAGCCACACGCUUAUGUGCCUGUUCCCUAUACCCCUGGCUUAGGGAUCCCGAUGGGUGCAGAUCGUCAGUGGGCAUGGGCAGAAGGCUAG
Messenger RNA from Aspergillus niger, 207 nucleotides. RefSeq lists its product as hypothetical. The record is from RefSeq and is a predicted model, not a curated record. Bases 1 to 207 code for a protein of 68 amino acids. NCBI's taxonomy places the organism in Eukaryota, Fungi, Ascomycota, Eurotiomycetes, Eurotiales, Aspergillaceae. The transcript has 2 exons.